AUGGCUUCAAUAUCUACUUCUCCUUCUUCAUUGGAAGUUAUGAAAAUUUCGAGCUACAAUAAUGGAUCUCCAACUACUACAGUGACAACUUCGACGAAUAAUUUGGCUUCGCUUUUACGAACUCCUUCUGCGAUGAAGCGGAGUGAUCGAACGUAUGAUUCAAAGAAUUGUAUGAAACUAACGCCUGUGAAUUUAAAGUGCUUGGUGUCACCAAUACGGCAUUCAUCGCAAGCUGAGGAAAACGUUACUCGCCAGAGUUUCAUGCAUGAUGAUGUCUAUAAGGAGAAUUUCACGAUCAUUUCUAAACAGCUUGAAAAAUUACUCGAGGAUUUAAACGUUAUUUUCAACGCAAUAGGAUAUUCCAAGUCCGAGAUUAUAUGCAAAGAGAAACUGAUAUUUAACACUUUAUCCGACUCAAUCAACAAGUUCUUUGAGGAAGCAGAGGGCGAUAUGAAGACUUUAACUGAUGAUAAUAAUUCUUCACAGGAGAUUCUCAAUCGAAUAUUAGAAAUUAUUCAUGAUCCCAGCGGAGUACAAUCAAUUCCGGAUCUUUAUGUCAGAAAUGCAAUACUGAUACCACAGAGCAAGACAGUUCCAACUUCGCCGAGGAAACCACUUUCACUAUUAAGCAAACGAAAACUUUUGAAAACGGCUAAAAAAUUCGUUUACGACGCCUACGUACCGAAACUUAUGAACUACUUGCAUGGUUGUAUUCAGUUCAUGACACUUUUCAGUACAAUCAGAGAACCGCUGCCUAAUCUACCAGUAUCCAACAUCAUAUCUCUCAUACCAGAUCUGGAUGUAGCUAAUCGGUUACGGAAUGAUCUCAAAAACUGUCAGAGCGACUUAGGUCUCUUGUCAAAACUGAUUAAGGAUAACAAAGAAGAGCUAUUAUUCAGUGGCAAAUUUGAUGAUAUUUCGAAUGAAAUGAGUAAAAUACUAUUUCAAUCGGCAACAAUUUACAAGGAAGAAUACAAGACAAGAUUAAACAAACUGGUCUCUCUUAAUACUUCCUUGGUGAAUAUACUCAACGAGCUACACAUUGAUCUAGAAAAGGAGAUAGCUGGACAAGAUAGGGAGAUCAUAUCGAUCUAUUCACAAAUCACAAAUGUGGACCAUAUGGAAAGAUACGUGCCUGUCAACCAUCAGAUAAAAGACCGGCUCCAAAAAUUACUAGAAAACUAUCAAGAUAUGCAUCAUAAUCGACAAGAAAAUAAAAAUGAACUCUUAAAGAAGUGCCAUCGUCUUUGGUCGAAGCUCAAAGUACCUCAAAAUUACAUCGAAACGUUUCUAUCUCAAAACUCUGGGUUGUCCUUUGAAGCUUUGAGUAAAAUCUCUAAGGAAUUGAAAAAGUUGGAGGCAAUGAAGAAGAAGAUAAUAAAGACAUUAGUAAAUGAGUCGUGGGAAAAAAUCGAGGAAUUGUGGAGAGUAUUGCAGUAUGACCACCAAGAAAAGGCACAAUUUGUACACACUUUUGAGACGAUGAAAGAAAUGGGUUCAAGUUUGGAGGAUGACGAGAGAUUACUUGAAGUUUGUGAAAAGGAAAUUUGGGCACUGGAGGAGAAGCUGGCAGUCUAUGCACCAGUGUGUAAAUUAAUCGAAGAGUUCAAACAAUUACAAUCCGACAAGCGUUCCCUGGAGGAAAGCUCAAAGGAUUCAUCUAGACUACUGCUAAGGAACUCUCACAAAAUCCUGCUACAAGAAGAAAAAACAAGAAAACGGAUAACAAGACAUUUUCCAAGAGUUAUUGAAGAAUUAAAGCAAGGACUAUUGAGAAUUGAUGAGUUAUUUGGUAAACCCAUCAUGUCAGAGGGCCAGAAUUUGAUUGAAAUAGUGACAAAACAAGGAGAGGAGCUUAUGAGUAAGUACCCUAGAAGUAGAAUUAAUUCAGGAUUGAGGAAAACAUGCAAUUCAACACUUCAGAAGAACACAGGAAAAAUUCUGAAGCCACGUCUUAGAGAAAAUCCACGUCCAAGGGAGACCAGAAUUGACAGAAGCAUCUCUCAUAACUGCAUCUCUGAAAACGAUAUAAUUACCUUUCAUCAGACCCCAAUAAUGAAAAAACCUGUUGUUACCCAUCAGCAGAAACAACUUUGGGACACGGUAGAAAGCAAUUCCAACUGCACAAGUGUAACACGAAAUGUAAGCAUUUCCAGUCCUUCAAGGCCUCUCCGAAGGCUUCUCCCACCCAAAGUGGUCUCAAGGAAGAACCAGACUAAAAUUCCCGAGCUGAAAUUGAAGAGACAUGAAAGUUCAACCUUGGAUUCAUCUCCUCUUUCGAGAUCAAUGCCACCCAACGCGAAAGUAGAGUUGAUACGCCCCACAAGGAUGUUCCCGAUAUCUCCCAACCGCAUCAAUCGACAAAGAAGCCAGAUUCCCAUGUUUUCAAAAGUACAAUCUACUAUAAGCGACCAGGUUACUGAAAUCAAUGGGAAGGAAAAUAUCGUUGACUCAACUCCAAGGCUCGAGACAAAAUACAGAAAGGGGGAAUUUAUGAACUUUAGCAGUCCCUAUAGAGAACCCAAUAACAGCGUGUACAAAAUUUCAGUAUCCCCCAACGGCAAGUGCAUGUUAAAUAUUGGACAGGAAAAUAUUGAUAGUGCCUUUGAAGACACUAGCAUCAUGGAUGUUGAGGAUGACAGAGAUUUUUUGACUUGGAAGAACGAACAGAUAUUGAAAAUCAAUGAACAACCACAGGAUAAAUAA
Torulaspora delbrueckii is the source of this 2706-nucleotide messenger RNA. It is a transcript of the gene ASE1, whose product is annotated as Ase1p. Gene Ontology annotation, cellular component: spindle; cytoplasm; mitotic spindle midzone. Gene Ontology annotation, molecular function: microtubule binding. The record is from RefSeq and is a predicted model, not a curated record. Gene Ontology annotation, biological process: mitotic spindle midzone assembly; microtubule cytoskeleton organization. Lineage: Eukaryota; Fungi; Ascomycota; Saccharomycetes; Saccharomycetales; Saccharomycetaceae. The transcript has a single exon. The coding region runs from base 1 to 2706 and encodes 901 amino acids.